GCAACAUCUUUGCAGCUUUCGAAUCACCCCCGCCCCGAUCCAUGGCCGCGCCAAAAAUCCACAGCUGCAGCCCAGAAAUGCCAUCGCUAUUAUAACAACAAUUGCACGACCUCGAUAACUGCAUUCAUAGUUCCAACGCGCGCCAACCAUGGCGUCGAGCUCGACGGAGACAACGCCUCUGAUAUCGUCCAUGUCUCAUGCUCCAUCCGCAGGCAAGCCGAUAGCACCGAAGCCACAGCGAACAGUCACAUUCAAUCCCACCGUCAUCUCGAGCAGCCCAAAAGAGGCUCCGCGAUCGUCUUCGUAUGUCGGCACUUCUUCCUCCGUCACAACCGUUCCCACCAGCCAUGGCGGGCAGCCAAUGCUCUCGACGCUCAAUAACAAGCUACGGAGAAGGAAUAGCUCGGGCGCGCCCAUCCUACCUCCCCACGUACCGGCUCCAAAGAUUGGCCCGCAGAGAACCACCAGGACUGCACAGAAGCUUAAGCUUCUGCCGGAUCCGGAACAUGGCGAGGAAGACCAGGAUGAGGAGAGCGGGCGGGAUGUCUAUGUGCAGUAUACUCGGAUAAAAGAUCCUACGGCGAGAAGGGAUGCUGCAAGGCUUGGGAAAGCGGAUCGAGAGCGGUUACCGCGGGUGACGGCAUACUGCACCGCCGCAUCGUACAAAAUGGACGAGCUGAUGCGGUUCUUGAAGGGAAAGGCACGGAUACGGGGCGCUCAUCCAAAGAGAUUCGACGAGUGCAUAUACUCGCCAUAUAAUUACGGGAGAAAAGGGCCAGAGGAUGUCACAAGCACCUCCGUACCCGAUGGGUUUUCAGAGGAGCGACCGCGAAGAUUCUCGGACAGCGCGAUUGAAGUCAGGGCACAGAACGAAAGGAGACGGGAGGACCUCAUAGGUCUACAUUCUGAUGGCGAUGCACCGUCUCUAGAAAACGGAGAGAGCUCGGAACGGUUACAGCGGCCUGGACCGAUGCAUGCAGACUCAGAUCCGUCGAUGGAGACGCCGGAUUUCGAUACGCAGGUCCACACCCCCGAGGUUUUCCUUUUCGAAUACGGCACCGUCGUGGUAUGGGGCAUGACGCUGCAGGAAGAGAAGAAAUUCCUGAAAGAGAUUGCAAAGUUCGAGGUCGAUAAGCUCGGUAAGGACGAGGUCGAAACGGAGGAAUUUAACUUUUACUACACGCGUGAAUACCAGGCUCGAAUAUACAACGACUUCAUAAGCUUACGGGAUAAGAAGAACUAUAUGAUCAAGCUCGCCAUCAGCCACGGCCUCUCACAGAGCGUCAAGACGUCGCUUUUCGAGGACCUCGUGGAUAACACCAUCGACGACACGAAGGACAUUCCCGCGCAGAUCGCGAGCUCGGGGAAGAUCAACCUUAACAAGAAGCAGAUCAACAUGCAGAUCGGGGAGCUAUUCAUCUUGCGCAUCAGCAUACAUCUGCAGGGCUCGGUGCUCGACGCGCCAGAGCUUAUGUGGGCGGAGCCGCAGCUGGACCCCGUAUACCAGGCUGUGAGAAGCUAUCUAGAGAUGGACCAGCGGGUCCAGUUGCUGACGGAGAGACUAAAUGUCAUUGGUGAUCUCCUUGCGGUGCUCAAGGACCAGCUCACCGUCACACAUGGAGAACUCCUCGAAUGGAUCGUCAUCAUCCUCAUCUUCGCCGAAGUCGUCGUAGCCGCCAUUAAUAUCUUCGUCGACCUGCAUGCCGCCGACUAGCCCUCUUUUGUUCCCACCAUAUUGUACAUACACCCUCCUUGCUUUUCGCCUGUAAAUUCAUCAUAGCGUGGGAGGGAUACUUGAAUUCUUGUACCACAGCAGUGUAGACUCGUGUAAUUCGGCGCUUCUGGCGUUCCAAAAGGCAUACUGGAGGCGCGAUUGCGAUAAUGUAGCGAAGGCCACCAGGAGUAGCUUUAC
Trematosphaeria pertusa is the source of this 1912-nucleotide messenger RNA. Its product is annotated as sporulation protein-like protein RMD1. The record is from RefSeq and is a predicted model, not a curated record. NCBI's taxonomy places the organism in Eukaryota, Fungi, Ascomycota, Dothideomycetes, Pleosporales, Trematosphaeriaceae. The coding region runs from base 149 to 1714 and encodes 521 amino acids. The transcript has 2 exons.